Molecule: messenger RNA, 2110 nt
Organism: Phymastichus coffea
Lineage: Eukaryota; Metazoa; Arthropoda; Insecta; Hymenoptera; Eulophidae
Product: glucose-6-phosphate 1-dehydrogenase-like
Exons: 7
Coding region: 328-1848 (506 amino acids)
Biological process (GO): glucose metabolic process; pentose-phosphate shunt, oxidative branch
Cellular component (GO): cytosol
Molecular function (GO): NADP binding; glucose-6-phosphate dehydrogenase activity
Source: RefSeq, a predicted model, not a curated record
ACGAUUCUCUCUCUGCGCAAUGUUUGCCUAGCUUUGCUUAGUCGAAAUAGCGAUAAUAAAACGCACGGCGGUGACGAUAGAGCCUUGCUUCAUUCGCAUUGUUACACGGAAUAAGACGCUCGAUUGUUGUCCAUAACUGCGAUAAAAAGGGGAAUGCUGUAUUUUCGUUUUUUCAAUCGCGCGAGCUGAUGGUCGCAGUCUUAACGGCGCAAAUUAAUCGGGAGUUUGGUUCGACGACUGGCUAAGAGACAAUCGAACGCGAUCGUCGUAAUCGUCGUCGGCACGGGGCAGGCGUGACACGAUUCGGCCGAGAGUAACGAAUGAACUAUGUGGGCGAUCAGCGGCACGACGAGGCCUCGCUUACGUUCCGCACGCAAGUCGAUCGGCAGCGAAGCCAGCGAGUGCAUCCAACGACGAUUCGGCUCGCCACUCGUUCGUCCUCCUUGGGGCAACGACUUAUCGAAGCGCGAGAUCUACCCGUCGCUCUGGUACCUGUAUCGCGAGCAGCUGCUGCCGAAGAACACGAGGAUCUUUGGUUACGCAAGGCGUCAGCGCACGAUCGACUACCUGAGAGGGACCGUCGAGCCGUACGUCACCGUUAAUCCCGGCGAGGAAGAGCUUUACGAUCAGUUCUGGCAGCUGAAUAGCUACGUCGCCGGCUCCGAUGGCAGCGAAGAGGAUUACCGGAACGUCGACAGAGCUGUCAGCCAGUUUGAGGAUGGAGAAGAGGCCAAUCGGAUAUUCUACUUGGCGCUGCCACCGGCUGUCUUCGUCAAUUCCACUAGGAACAUCAAGGCUGCUGCUAUGGCUAAGAAUGGCUGGACGAGGGUAGUGCUCGAAAAGCCUUUUGGACGAGACUCCGAGAGUUCGGAUGAGUUGUCUCGGCACGUUAGUAGCCUGUUCACCGAAGACCAGCUCUAUCGCAUGGAUCAUUUCCUCGGAUACGAAGUGGUCCAGAAUAUCCUAACUUUGAGAUUCGGCAACCGGAUUUUCACGCCUGCCUGGAACAAUGAGAAUAUCGCUUCGAUUGAGAUGGACUUCAGAGAGAACUUUGGAGUCGAAGGUCGUGGUUCUUUCUUCGAUGCAAAUAACAUUAUACGCGAUGUCAUGCAGAAUCAUUUGCUUCAAAUAAUGUCGCUGAUCGCCAUGGAAAGACCAAAAUCUAACAGCUCCGAUGAUAUUAGAGAUGCCAAAGUAGAUCUGUUAAGAUAUACCAAAGCAAUAGUGAUGGAUGACGUAGUUUUGGGCCAGUAUGUAGCCAAUACUGACUCGCAAGAUCCUCGGGAAAGAAUCGGCUACCGAGACGAUCCAACCGUGCCUGACCACUCGAACACAUCCACUUUUGCUCUCACAGUUUUGAGAGUUGAAAACGAACGUUGGAGAGGUGUACCUUUCAUUAUCAGAGCUGGAAAAAGUUUGAACGUCAAUCAGACAGACGUUAUCGUUCAAUUCAAGAAUGUGCCCGAUAAUUUAUUCGGAAGUCAACCCAUAAGAAACAAAUUGGUAAUAAGGGUAAAAGGAAGCGAAGGUAUACAGGUAAAGAUAAUGUCGAAAGUACCUGGUUACAAGAAUGACAUCGAAGAGAUAGUAGCUGAUUUCAAUUAUGAAGAAGACUACAAGAAUAAACGAAUACCUGAAGCUUACCAAAAGCUAAUUCUGAAUGUCUUCGAAGGCUCUCAAUCGAAUUUCGUGCGCUCCGAUGAACUUAAAGAAGCGUGGAGGAUUUUCACUCCGAUUCUUUACGAAAUCGAAAACAAUACAACUCGACCCAUCGAGUACAAAUUCGGAACUACAGGCCCUAAAGAAGCUGACGAGAUGGAGAGAAGAAAUAAUUUUUUGAGAAAUUAAUUACAAAUGCUACCUACGAGUUUCCAAUUUAAUUAGCAUCAGUGAAGAAAUUGUGAUUUUGCUGUUGAUCAAAUGAAUUAACUCAUGAAAAAAUGUCAAGUCUCGUAAAAACUGCAACAAUAAAAUUCUAAAUUGCAUUUAUUAUGAACGUAAUUCAAUUAAUAAUGUAUAUAAGAUGUAAAUAAAUUUACUCAAUACUUAUACACCAAAUUAGUUUUUAAGUAAAAUAUAAUCUUUGAGUAAACCAAAGUGUUUAAUCAAU